Messenger RNA from Penicillium cataractarum, 1152 nucleotides. RefSeq names its product NAD(P)/FAD-dependent oxidoreductase. The coding region runs from base 1 to 1152 and encodes 383 amino acids. Gene Ontology annotation, molecular function: oxidoreductase activity. The record is from RefSeq and is a predicted model, not a curated record. The transcript is spliced from 4 exons. Lineage: Eukaryota; Fungi; Ascomycota; Eurotiomycetes; Eurotiales; Aspergillaceae.
AUGUCUAUCAAGACAGUCUUCUUCUCAUUGCUGGCGUUGUCGGGAGCCGUUUCGGUGCCACAGACGGACUACGAUGUCAUUGUCGUUGGUGGAGGCCCCGCGGGUCUCAGCGCUCUGAGUGGUGUUUCUCGUGUCCGACGCAAUGCUCUGUUAUUUGACAACCAGCAGUAUCGAAAUGCGCCCACACGAGAGAUGCACGAUGUCAUUGGAAAUGAUGGCACUCCGCCUGCAACUUUCCGAGGUCUAGCUCGGGAACAGAUCUCAAAAUACGACACUGCUCAUUUCAAGAAUGAGACGGUAGAGUCUAUCGUCCCUCUUGACGGUGAUUUCUCCGUUUUCAACGUCACUGACGCGACCGGAGCGAGCUAUACCGCACGCAAGAUCGUACUCGGUACCGGUUUGCGGGACUUGCUUCCCUCGACGCCCGGCCUCCAGGAAGCAUUUGGCAAGGGAAUUUUCUGGUGUCCUUGGUGCGAUGGCUAUGAGCACCGUGACCAGCCCUUCGGCAUUGUCGCCGAUGUCGCGAGCGUGCUUGGUGCCGUUUUAGAGGUUCACACCCUGAACAGCGAUAUCAUUGCAUUCACCAACGGUACACGGACACCGGACGGCGAGGCUCGUGCCGCGGCAAAGUAUCCCGACUGGGAUAAGCAGCUGGAGGCUUGGAACGUCACCAUCGACAACCGUAUUAUCCAGUCAUUCGAGCGUCUUCAAGACGGCGGCACCCACCGUGACCAUGAUGAAGACAAGCAGUACGACAAGUUCCGCGUGCACUUCACCGAGGGCGAGCCAGUGGAGCGCAAUGCUUUCCUUGUUGACUACCCCACCGACCAGACCUCGACUCUCCCAGCUCAGAUGGGCCUUGAACUGGAAAACAGCAAGAUCAAGGUCACAAGUGCUAUGCGAACCAAUGAAACUGGUGUCUUUGCCAUUGGAGAUGCUAAUAGCGAUGGGUCGACCAACGUCCCUCAUGCUAUGUUCAGCGGCAAACGUGCUGCCGUUUACAUUCACGUUGAAAUGUCUCGCGAAGAGUCCAAGUCGAAGAUCUCCAAGCGCGAGGGAAUGAUCUCCCGUCGCGAACUCGAAGAGGAGGCCAACAACGCUAUUGGUGACAACCUCCAGCGAGAAUGGAAGCGCGCCCAGGGUCUGGAGUGA